Messenger RNA from Austrofundulus limnaeus, 1183 nucleotides. It is a transcript of the gene rnaseh1, whose product is annotated as ribonuclease H1. Gene Ontology annotation, molecular function: magnesium ion binding; RNA-DNA hybrid ribonuclease activity; nucleic acid binding. Gene Ontology annotation, biological process: DNA replication, removal of RNA primer. NCBI's taxonomy places the organism in Eukaryota, Metazoa, Chordata, Actinopteri, Cyprinodontiformes, Rivulidae. Bases 181 to 1077 code for a protein of 298 amino acids. The transcript is spliced from 8 exons. The record is from RefSeq and is a predicted model, not a curated record.
GCGAGAGUUUAAUGAACUUAGCAGUUUGCAGUUUGUUAGCCAUCGGUUGAGAAUAAAGCAUUUACCGCUUAUUGUUUAUAUUUACAACAAUCUGUUGUGUGUGCCCGGCAGGUUUCAGGCUCAGUAGGCACUUUACUGUCGUUAAAGCGGUUCUGGACCCACCAUGAUAGCCUCCAGACGAUGAUGUUCUCCCGGUUGGCUGCUGGUUUCAUCCGAUCCAGGAGCUUCUUUAUCGCCGACAUGCCAAAGAGAGAGUUUUAUUACGCUGUCAGGAAUGGAUUGAAACCAGGAGUCUACAAGACCUGGGAUGAAUGUAAGAGUCAUGUCGAUAAAUUUCCUGCGGCAUCUUACAAGAAGUUUGUAUCAGAACCAGAUGCUUGGGCGUUUGUCAGAGGUGAAGAUCCGUCUGCAGUUCCAGGUGACCCCAAAUCGAUUCAGAGUUCACAGUCAGAUGUUUCUCUGCUUCCUAAACGAGGCCCGGAGCCUCUUGAGUACAUCCCGCUUGGGAAGAAGAGGUGUAACUCAAAAGAGGGGGCAGAGCUUCAGCCUAAACGACUCAAACAAGAAGGAAACUCGUCCUCAGAACCCAAAGAUGUGUUCACAUACAUGGGUGAUGCUGUGGUGGUUUACACUGAUGGCUGCUGCACAUUUAACGGAAAGGUCAGAGCUCGAGCCGGGAUCGGCGUUUUCUGGGGUCCCGACCACCCUCUAAACGUUGCAGAGCGGCUGCAGGGACGACAGACCAAUCAGAGAGCAGAGAUACAGGCAGCCUGCAGAGCUCUGGAACAGGCCAAACAGAACAACAUCCAGAAACUGGUUCUCUACACAGACAGCAAGUUCGUCAUCAACGGAGUGACCAGUUGGGUGAAGAACUGGAAACUGAACAGCUGGAGGCUGAAGUCUGGAGGUCCCGUCACAAACAAAGAUGACUUUGUGAAGCUGGACGGACUGAACUCAGAGCUGGAUGUGGUCUGGAUGCACAUCCCGGGUCACUCAGGCUACCAAGGCAAUGAGGCGGCAGACCGGCUGUCCAGGGAAGGAGCUGGCAGGCCUCUCGACAACGAGGAGGGUUUAUAAAUUUCUGCUCUAGAAAUCUCACGUUCUUUGUUUCCCCAGCUGCUGUUGCAGCACUUUGUUUGUGGUUCUUUGUUUUAUCUGAAUAAAGUUUAAUUUAUCAAAUUCA